Molecule: messenger RNA, 3085 nt
Organism: Ipomoea triloba (trilobed morning glory)
Lineage: Eukaryota; Viridiplantae; Streptophyta; Magnoliopsida; Solanales; Convolvulaceae
Product: CSC1-like protein At4g02900
Exons: 12
Coding region: 452-2797 (781 amino acids)
Cellular component (GO): plasma membrane
Molecular function (GO): calcium-activated cation channel activity
Source: RefSeq, a predicted model, not a curated record
GAAAAAUCGACCCUUUUGUCUUCUUUCUCAUUUUCCCAUUCUCUCUGUCUCUCUCCCUUCUCAAGAAGCUCUGCAAUAUCUCUUGGUAUUUCCCUGCAGGGAAAGAAAGGCUUUGUUUGGCUGGCUGGCUGUCUAAAAGGGCUGGCUAGCCAGAAAGGGCAACACAAUAAUAAAUAUUUCUUGAUUAUCUGGAGUCGGGAGGACGAGGUGCCCACAAAUUCUUCUGUUUUCCCGACACGACCACCCAGACUCAAGUGCGUGCAUUAAAGUUGUUAUCUUUAUAACUUGGGGUGAGUUGGGUGGAAACUCAUCCAUUCUUAAUCGAAGGUUAAAGGUAAGAAUCCACAUUGUUUCAGGAUAAGAAUAAGAGAAGAGCUGAGUGAAGAAGUUACAACAACUUUAUCUCAGCACAAAGAGUUAACAGGUCAGAAGAUACAAGUUUGGGGCAAAUAUGGCUGCUGAGGAGGACAUUCUUUUUUCAGCUGCCAUCAACCUUCUGUCAGCAUUUUCAUUUCUUUUGGCCUUCGCAGUUCUGCGAAUUCAACCAGUUAAUGAUAGAGUGUACUUCCCAAAAUGGUAUUUAAAGGGUAUACGAGCAAGCCCAAGAAAAUCUGGACCUGUGGUCCGGAAAUUUGUGAAUUUGGACCUUAGAACAUACAUAAGGUUCUUGAAUUGGAUGCCAGCGGCACUGCAUAUGCCACAACCUGAACUUAUAGAUCAUGCAGGCCUUGAUUCCGCUGUGUAUAUUCGAAUUUACCUACUUGGGCUGAAAAUAUUUGUACCCAUUGCACUUCUUGCUUUUGCCGUCUUAGUUCCUGUUAACUGGACUGGUGGAUCGCUGCAGCAUAUUAAGGACUUAACAUUCAAUGAAAUUGACAAAUUGUCAAUAUCAAAUAUUCCUUCCGGAUCACCUAAGUUAUGGGCACACAUAGCAAUGGCUUAUGUAAUCUCAUUUUGGACCUUGUAUGCUCUAUACCAAGAGUAUGAAAUUGUAUCUAGAUUGAGGCUGCAGUUUCUUGCUGCAGAAAAGCGUCGCCCUGAUCAGUUCACUGUUAGUGCUUUUAAGUUAUAUGGAUUUUGUGCUUAUUCGAAUCGUGUUCUAGCUAAUCACCAAUUUGGCUCUGUUAUAAAGGUUCUUGUGAGGAAUGUUCCCCCGGACAAUGAUGAAACAGUUAGCGAGCACGUUGAGCAUUUCUUCUGUGUAAACCAUCCCGAUCAUUACCUUCUGCACCAGGUUGUAUACAAUGCUAACAUGCUAGCAAGUCUGGUGGAGGAAAAGAAGAAUUUGCAGAAUUGGCUCACUUACUACCAGACAGUGCAUGAAAGAAAUCCUUCCAAAAAACCAAAAACAAAGACAGGUUUCUGGGGCCUCUGGGGGGAAACUGUGGAUGCUAUCGACUAUUACACAUCUGAAAUUAAAAAUUUGAGUGAAAAAGAAGCUGAAGAAAGAGAGAAGGUCUUAAGUGAUCCAAAUGCCAUAGUUCCAGCAGCUUUUGUAUCAUUUAAAACCAGAUGGGGAGCAGCUGUGUGUGCCCAAACCCAGCAAUCAAACAAUCCCACCAUUUGGCUAACAGAAUGGGCACCUGAACCGCGAGACGUCUUUUGGAACAGUCUUGCCAUACCAUAUGUUGAACUCAACAUCCGAAAACUACUAAUGGCUGUGGCUUUCUUCUUUCUCACCUUCUUUUUCAUGAUUCCCAUUGCAUUCGUUCAGUCCCUCGCCAGCAUUGAGGGCAUCGAAAAGGUUUUCCCUUUCUUGACGCCAGUGAUAGAGAAGGAAGCUGUUACGGCUUUUGUUCAGGGAUUUCUUCCUGGGAUGGUACUGAAGCUCUUUCUGGCCAAUGUUCCUAAAAUUCUUAUGGCCAUGAGCAAGGUAGAAGGCGUUACGUCACUUUCAGCUCUGGAGAGAAGCUCAGCUGCAAAAUACCAUUUGUUUUUACUUGUUAAUGUCUUCCUUGGAAGCAUCAUCGCAGGAGCUGCAUUUCAGCAACUCGACAAAUUUCUUAGUCAGCCACCAACUGAAAUUCCAAAGACUAUAGGCGUAGCCAUUCCAAUUAAAGCCACCUUCUUUAUUUCCUUCAUAAUGGUGGAUGGUUGGGCUGCCAUUGCUGCAGAGAUUCUGAGAUUAGCUCCACUCAUUGUGUUUCAUAUUAAGGAUGCAUUCUUGGUAAAGACAGAUAAGGACAGGCAAGAAGCUAUGGAUCCUGGUUCCAUAGCUUUUUCCAUAUCAGAACCUCGCAUACAGCUUUAUUUCUUACUGGGAUUAGUAUACGCGGUCAUCACACCUAUACUCCUCCCUUUCAUAAUCGUCUUCUUUGCUUUCGCCUACUUGGUCUUCCGCCAUCAGAUUAUCAACGUGUACGACCAAAAGUACGAGAGUGGGGCAGCAUUUUGGCCAGACAUUCAUCGUCGCAUAAUCAUUGGGCUGGUGAUAGCCCAGGUCCAGCUGAUGGGAUUGAUGAACACCAAGAAUGUAGCCCAUUCAGGCCCAGUCAUUCUUAUUCUCCCAGUUCUGACAAUCUGGUUCCACAACUUUUGCAAGGGGAGAUUCGAAUCGGCAUUUGUGAAGUUCCCAUUACAGGAAGCCAAGAUUAAGGAUACGUUGGAAAAGGCAACAGAACCAAACCUGAAUUUGAGAACAUAUUUGACUGAUGCUUAUGUGCACCCAGUUUUCAAGGGCAGGGAUCAGUUCGAGGCGACAGUUUCGAUCGAUGAAGAGGAGAAUGAUCCUCUGGUAGCCACCAAGAGAAUUCCCCGAAAGGAAACUGCUGCUCAAAAUCCUAAUCUUAACUUGUGAUAAUAGAUAAAUACAUCAUCAUGCACUUCACUCAACUUCAUCUCUUAUGUUAAGUACAUAUUAAUUCUUAUCAAUUAUAGCAACCCCUACUUCACCAUGCAUAUAUGAGAUUAAGAAAUAGGUCAACAAUUGGGAUAGUUUAGAUUUUUUCUUUUUUGGCUUAUUAGUUGGAAAAAAAAAAUUCAAAUGUAACAAUUAUAUUCAUACCUCUAAAAUUUGGUACUUUUAAUACUGAAUUUUUAUAUUAUGUAAAAAUAAUAUCUAAUCAUAUUAUUGUAGUCUACAAAA